AUGCAGCCCACUGUGACCCCUGCCCAGAAGACCAAUAUCCCAACAAAGAAAAGGACCACUGCGUUGCCAAGAAGAUCCACUUCCUCUCCUAUCAAGAGACUCUGGGAUACACUUUAGUUUCUCUCGCUCUUUUUCUCUCCAUGAUCACAUCUGUGGUCCUGGGAAUUUUCUUCAAGUACCGUGACACACCAAUCGUCAAGGCCAACAACCGAGAUCUCUCCUACCUCCUCCUGGUCUCCCUCCUGCUCUGCUUCCUCUGCUCUUUCCUCUUCAUUGGUCGACCUGAGAAGCUCACCUGUCUCUUCCGACAAACAACCUUUGCCAUUCUCUUUUCCCUUGCAGUUUCCACUAUCCUGGCAAAAACAGUCAUGGUGGUUUUGGCUUUCAUGGCCACCAAACCAGGGAACAGAAAAAGGAAACUCUUAGGAAAACCACUGACCAACUCCAUUGUCUUAGGAUGCCCCCUGAUCCAAGCCAUUCUUUGCGCCACUUGGCUGGUAACCUCUCCCUCAUUUCCCAACUGGGACUUCCACUCCUUGGUAGGAGAGGCCAUCUUGGAAUGUAAUGAAGGCUCAGCUUUGAUGUUUUAUGCUGUCCUUGCCUACCUGGGUUUCCUUGCCAUGGUCAGUUUCACAGUGGCCUUUCUGGCUAGGAAAUUGCCCGACAGCUUUAACGAAGCCAAGUUCAUUACUUUUAGCAUGCUGGUCUUUUGCAGUGUUUGGAUCAGUUUCCUCCCCACCUACCUGAGCACCAAAGGGAAGUCCAUGGUGGCCGUGGAGAUCUUCUCCAUCUUGGCCUCUGGGGCUGGUCUCUUGGCUUGCAUCUUUUUCCCCAAGUGCUUCAUUAUCUUACUGAGACCAAGUCUUAAUUGUAGAGAAAAUAUGAUAAGAAACAAGAAUCUCUAA
This is a messenger RNA of Notechis scutatus (mainland tiger snake), 905 nucleotides long. The record is from RefSeq and is a predicted model, not a curated record. NCBI's taxonomy places the organism in Eukaryota, Metazoa, Chordata, Lepidosauria, Squamata, Elapidae.